Molecule: messenger RNA, 2318 nt
Organism: Equus caballus (horse)
Lineage: Eukaryota; Metazoa; Chordata; Mammalia; Perissodactyla; Equidae
Source: RefSeq, a predicted model, not a curated record
CUGGAGAUGUUCUAAUGACCACCUGAAGAGAUGACAGCUAUUGCAUCUUGAAGAGGGCAUGCAGUGUCUUAUGCAAAAAUAUUAUUUUGGUUAUUUACUGUUUGGCCUGAAGACUUAGUGCUUAACUUCUCUGGACUGGCUCCAAGGAGAAAAAGAGAAAGGACUUCCAGAAAUCCUGCCUCAGUUUUCUAAUCCCCAUAUCCCUUGCCUAAGCAUCCUCAUCCUUACAUGAGUUCAAAUCACUCUACUUCUACAGAAGUCUUGAAUCUAGGAACCAUGAAUAGACUUGAGGGUGACAGAGAAUCCAAUAAAACCAUAUGCAGAGGUGAUAAGUGGCUGCAGUUUCCUGGGUACAGGGUUCAGACUUUGUAACAGAUUUUCAAAUGUAUCACUGACUCAAAGAAGAUCAAGAGUCGCUGUCUUAGAUAAUUUAACUUAUAAGUAUCUCUGAUUUGAAGAAAGAAAAAGCUGCACCUGCAAAGAAAGGAGCAUAAUGGCUCUUUCAAACUUAUCUUAUCUAACUUCUCAGGUGCUUUCCUAGAAUCAUUAAGUUGUUCAACUCACAUCCAUUUCCAAACUAUAUCUUGUCUCUGACUCUUCCCACUAUUCUAUGGCAUUAUUUUUAGAUCUCAGAUGGUUUUAUGAAAACAGAAAGGCAGUUACAAGAUAGUCCACCCUCCCUGAUUACAGUUUAGUGGAAUCUUGGUUCCAAAGAUUCUAUUUAUUUAUUUAUUUAUUUUCUGAGGAAGACUUGCCUUGAGCUAACAUCCAUUUCCAAUAUUUCCCCUUUUUUUCUUUUUAUGUGGGCUGUACCACAGCAUGGCCUCUAACAGAAGAAUGGUGUAGGUCAGUGUCUAGGAUUCAAACCCAGGUACCCUAAGUGAAGGGCACUGAACGUAACCGCUAGGCCUCUAGGGCUUGCCCCCGAAGGAGAUUUUAAAAGACAUGUACUCCAGCAUCCUCAUUUGGUGUAUGAAGCCUCAUGAUUCAGGGACUUCUUCAAGCACUGAUUAACAUCAGAGCCAUGUGUGAGGAGAAUUUUCGUUUCACCAUAUCGAGAGAUAGCAGUUUUCACCAGUUUUGUCUAUUUCUGAUUCUCAGAUAUUUGUGAAUUCUAGGAAGUUAAAACAUGAAAUUAAGACAUUUCAGAGGAUAAUGUACUCAUAAUGCCAAUUUACUGUCUUUUGUCCCCAAAGAGAAUGAGAAUGUUUAUUGAAGGGAAUUGUUCAUUUAAGUUUAGUAAUCAUGCGUGGAAGACAGAUUAACUCAACAUGAUGAUUUAAGUUGUAUAUUUAGUCAGCUGCAUGACUGGAAAAAGACGAAGAAUACUUGUUUUUGUUUUUUGAGAAUGAAAUAAUUUCCAUCUGUCAUCUUUUUGUCAGUAGAUGACACUAACCAUGUCCAUGGAAAGGAAUAGAAAUGAGACUUCUGUGUCCACGUUUGUUCUCCUGGGACUUUCAGAUGAAAAAGAGGUGCAGCGUGUACUAUUCCCAGUCUUUCUAGGGAUCUACCUUAUGACUCUAAUCUGGAACCUGGGUCUUAUCAUCGUAAUCAGGAUGAACUCCCACCUGCACACGCCUAUGUACUUUUUUCUCAGUUUCCUAUCAUUUUUAGACAUCUGUUAUUCUUCUUCAAAUAGCCCAAGAAUGCUUUCAGACUUCUUAAAAGAUGAAAAAAACAUUUCCUUCAUUGCCUGUGCCACCCAGUAUUUUAUUGGGUGCUGGAUGGGUCAGGCUGAAUGCUGCAUCUUGGCCACCAUGGCCUAUGACAGAUUUGUUGGUAUCGGUAGGCCUCUGCAGUACUCGAGCAUCAUGGCUCCUGGCCUCUGUCAUAAGUUGAUUGCUGGGGCCUAUGGGAGUGGUUUCCUUGGUAGCUUAGUUCAAACAGUUUCUUGCUUUCGUCUCUACUACUGUGGGCCCAAUAUCAUUCCAAAUUUCUACUGUGAUGUAACCCAGAUUAUUUCUUUGUCUUGUUCUGAUUCCUACAUCAGCCAAAUGAUUCUGUCUCUCGAAUCUAUUCUUGUUGGGUUUGGUUCCUUCUUGGUAAUCAUCUUAUCUCAUGCAAUCACUGUAGCUUCCAUCCUGAAACUAUCUUCCAUCAAAGGUAGUGCCAAGGUCUUCAAUACCUGUGCCUCCCACCUAGUAGUUGUGACAAUCUUCUAUAGCACAAGCCUCUUUAUGUACCUGCAUCCUAACUCUAGCCACUCCAAGAAGCAAAACAAGGUGCUGUCAGUGUUCUAUGUUAUCCUAAUCCCCAUGUUAAACCCGUUAUCUAUAGUUUCAGGAACAAGGAGAUCAAAGAGGCCCUCAAGAGGAUGA